AUAUUAACAGCAUCUAUAUCAUCAGUGAUGAUAACAAUUGAUUUGUGUGCUUCGGUAAGAUUCCAUUCAUUUAUAGCAGUCUGUGUUGAUAUCUUAACAUUGUAACGCUGUAAGUAUGGGGCGUCAUUGUUAAAGCAUCAUUGAUAAUUGUAACUGAUAACUGUUAUUUUAUGUCCUAUAAGUUUCUCAACCGGCAUAUGCAUUUAAAAAGGUAGCUAACUGUAUAAACUGUAUAAACUAGAAAAUAAAACUAAAACAAAGCAAUUUUGAGAGGAAAGCCAAAAGAUUUUCGGUUUGGAACACUUUUCAUUGCAAAUACACGACAUAGAGAAAAAUUGUCUCUUAAAUUGUUUUGUAUUUUAGACGUACUUUACUGGUGUAAUGGCUUCCUAUAUCAAACUACUGGAGGACCCAAACGGCCAGGUAAACAUGUCUGGUAGACAAAAUCAUAAACUAGUAUCAUUAAAUGAAACCUUUUGAUGCUCUAGAGAAUAUGACACCCUCACGUUACACGUCUGAGAUAUUAUAAACAUUAUAGCGAAAUAUAGGUUAGUUUUAUUAGGGGUUGCUUUGACCUAAUAACCGUAUGUUGCAAAAUUAAUUGUUGCUUUAUAAGUAUUUCUACUCAAAUGAAAUCAUUACUAAAUCCAAUUCAGGUUUAUUCAAGUCAACAAGGGCGCAAUGGAGAACCAGUUGUCUACUUGGUUUCUCAUACGAGAUCUUUGCACACGGAAAAUAAGGUAGGUUUAUUCAUUUGUUGAACCUUCAUUUGUCAAAAGUGUCAGUACAGUGUCAGUACAGCACAGUGUCAGUACAGUACAACUCAAGUUGUAAGCAGGUUGCAUGCGACAGUUUUAGGCAAAAGGUGUGCAAUGUAAAUCGGAAUUUAGGUCAUUAAAUAAAUGAUAAAAUCACAACGGCCUUCGCUGCAAACUUCGAUAUGUCUUCAAUAUUUUCUUAUUGUGAAACACUACCUAAGCGAAGACUUAACCUUGGAGAUUUUUAACCCAGAAAGUUUUGAGACGACGAAAGUACCCGAAUGUCCAAGGCUGAAAUAUUGUGUCCUUUCGUUUUUCUAGGUCAGUUAUGUUAACGAAGUUGCAAGUCCAGACGAACCAGACGGAUUUGUGGAAAUACCGCUAAAUAAUGAACCCCACAAAUACACAGAAGCUAACCAUAAUUCAAUAUCAACAACGGGUAUUAAGAGUACGGAAAAAGAAAAUUAUGUCUCAACAACCUCGGUUGACGAAGGUGGCGAUGCUGAACAAGAAUUAAACACAAAACUACAGCAACUGGAGGAUAUAAAAAAAGAACAGAAUGAAUUCACAGGAACAGAUGAGAAAUCUUCUUCAAACUGCACUCGUCAGGAAGACAACACUGAACCACUAGGAAAGAAUAGAUCUUCCUCUGAUACGGAAAGAAAUUCAGAGAUGAUAAAUCAAGAUACAAACGAAACUGACAAGAAUUCUGAUGAUGACACAAGGAAUCUGAUAAGUAAUGAAAGCAAAGAAAAUGAUACGAAUAGUAGCGAAGAGACAGAGCAAGCUAUUGUAGGAGACACUGAUAUUCGAACGGAAUGUGAGAAUCAAGAACGGGACUCUGAGGAUGAACAAAACUCUGAGAAAUCUGGCGAAGUGCAAGAAAUAGAAAAUCUCGCAGUUCUUUCCGAGAAUUCUUGUGACGAAACAGGGAUAGAAAACCCCGCAGUCGAUCUUGAUGUGAGCGAAACAGUACCGCCUUCUGUUGUCAUCACUCCGGCCAGUCCUGAUCAAGAGGUGGGGUUAAGACUGGAUAUCGAGAAAAAUGCUGGCGAUGAAGGCAAAGAGAAUCCUGGGUUCGAAGCAGUUGAAGUGAAAUUAUCUGAAGGAGUGUAAGGCUGGUUUCAACUUGGGAACACUGUGGAUUGAUAGGGACGCAACGACACACGUAAAAUUCCUUAGGCCACGUAAAAAUCUCACAACUUGUCAACAAGAUGUGUUCGCAACAUGCUUGUAUCAAGCUUGUCAACAAGUUGUAACAAUGCUGUUUAUAUCAGGUUGCUACAAGGUUGUCACUCGCAACUUGUUGACAAAUUGUUGAAUUGCAGGACGAACUUGUAACCAGUCUGUUGAGCUCACCAACCUUGUAGCAAGUUGCCAACAAGCCGUUGACAACUUGAGUUGUCAACAAGCUGGGAACAAGCAGUGCGAACACAUCCUGUUGACAAAUUGUUGGAACAGCAUUGCUACAAGUCUGCUGCAAGUUUGUUACAACUUGUGCGUUUUUACGUGUGUAGUCGCAUCCCUAUCAAUGCACAGCGUUCUUAUUAGUUAUUGACGCUACCUACACUGGCGAGAUUACUUUCAUCUUAGUUUGACGUAAAUACAUGUACAUAGACCAUUUAUUCGAGUUUUAAUUCAACAGUACCUUGCAACUAGCGACUGUGACAGGACACACAUUUCCUUAUGCGCAAAUAUAUUUAACACGUCAUCAGGAUACUAGGAUAUUAUAUUAAUAAUUAACUUAUUCUUAUAUCCUUUUGAUCUUUAUACAUUAUGUAUGUUUUGAUCUUUAUACAUGACGAACGAAGUAUCAUUAAAUUUGAU
Messenger RNA from Paramuricea clavata, 2585 nucleotides. The record is from the annotation of a GenBank genome assembly. Lineage: Eukaryota; Metazoa; Cnidaria; Anthozoa; Malacalcyonacea; Plexauridae.